Messenger RNA from Helobdella robusta, 1209 nucleotides. RefSeq lists its product as hypothetical. The transcript is spliced from 8 exons. Bases 1 to 1209 code for a protein of 402 amino acids. NCBI's taxonomy places the organism in Eukaryota, Metazoa, Annelida, Clitellata, Rhynchobdellida, Glossiphoniidae. The record is from RefSeq and is a predicted model, not a curated record.
AUGUCUUUUAGACAAUUUCAGCGUUGCACCGUCUGCAAUGUCAAUCAUAAUAAAGGUCAAUCUCAUAUUUAUUCAAAGAAACAUGUUGAACUGGUUAAGAAAGCACUGGACAAGUUUAGAGAUAAGGUUAAGUCGGUAAUAUCAAAAUGCCAGACUGAUAAAUUUGAAUUCGUCAUGAAAAACUCACAAACAUCAGCUGAACUCGACACAAAAUUCUGGUGCUAUUUCUGUGAAGAUGAAUUUCUGAAAAAUUCUCAGGAAGACUUUUACAUUCUUCUUAAUUGGGAUUUUAUAGAGCAUUUAUCAAAAACUGAUCACAAAGAAAAGUUCUUAGCAUUCAAGAAGACCAACAGAUUGAAAAUUAUUGAUUUUUCAUAUUAUUUCAUUCUUGAGAAGGAUUUUCAAAGUUUGAAAGACAAAAAAACUAAAGAAGAAAAUGAAUUUAAAAUCAGCUGUGGUCUAUCAAUGGCUAAGGAGGCCGAAAUGAUUAGGACUGUGGAGAAAUCUCGAGGAAACAUCUUAUGGAGUGUUAAAAUGAAUGAUCUGAGGAUUAAGAGACUACAUUACAAAGCAAGCCAAAUGAUGAACAAGAACUCUCAACAUUCUUGCAGUAUUGCGAAUUCUACAACAAAUUCUAUUGGCUACAACAUCAACAGCAGCAGCUGCAACGUCAUGAACGCAAACAGCAACAACUUUAGCGACAUCAGCCACAAAAACGUCAGCAGUGACGUCAUUGGACCAACUAAGGAUGAUCUCCUUUUGCAUAAAUAUGAAGAAGAAAGGAGAAAAAAAAGAUUGCUUCCGAAAAUUCGUACCAACCUCUCAUCUACCAUGUCUCAAACCUUGCACAACAAAAUCUGGCUGCCUUACAAAGUUAGAAGAUCUAUGACAAGAAAGAGACCAGUGAACCACAUAUCAGCCGACAUCAAAUACGACUACAUUAAAUCAAAAUUUGUCUUCAAGCCCAACGAACAGUUUAACAUGCAGAAUAAUUUAUCAUCAACUUCGUCGUCAUCGUCAUAUCCGUCCAAACCAUUAUCAUCCUUGUCAUUUUUUCCAUCAUCAUCGUUACCAGCUGGUCAUUCAUCAACACCAACAUCAUUCCAAUCAUCUUCGUCAUCAUCAUUUAAUGGUCAUCAUUAUCACUCAAAUUCAUCACAACUUGCUGUUAAACCCUACGUCAGCAAAAGAAAAAUGCUAAAACAUUGA